GGGGUCUAGAGGGAAGAGGCGGGGCCUAGGGUCGGGCCUAUGGGCGGUGGUCACUGGAGCCGUCGGGCCGGGCAGCGAACCGCUCGGGACGGUCGGGCGGCGCCGUGUCCUCCGCCAUGACAGAUCUGACCUACUGUGACCGUCUGGUACAAGACACACCUUUCCUAACAGGACAGGGCCGCCUGAGCGAGCAGCAGGUGGACAGAAUCAUUCUCCAGCUGAAUCGCUACUACCCACAAGUCCUCACCAACAAGGAGGCCGAAAAGUUCCGGAACCCCAAGUCAUCCUUGAGGGUGCGGCUCUGUGACCUCCUCAGCCACCUGCAGCGGAGUGGGGAGCGGCACUGUCAGGAGUUCUAUCGAGCGCUCUACAUCCACGCGCAGCCCCUGCAUAGUCACCUGCCCAGCCGCCACACUCUGCAGAACUCAGAUUGCACAGAGCUCGACUGGGGCAGCGAUGGCCGCGAGCUGAGUGACAGGGGACCCAUGAGCUUCCUGGCAGGCCUAGGCCUGGCAGCCGGCCUGGCCCUCCUCCUCUACUGCUGCCCUCCUGAUCCCAAGGUACUGCCUGGGGCCCGGCGCAUCCUCGGCUUCUCACCCGUCAUCAUUGACAGACAUGUCAGCCGCUACCUGCUGGCUUUCCUGGCAGAUGACCUUGGAGGGUUCUGAUGAACCCACACCCCUGGCCUUGCCUGCUGCUCAACCAAAGAAUCCCCUGGUUGCCCACUGUGGAGCCAGUGCUUCUUUUUCUAAAUACUUAUUUUUCAUUAUUUAUCAUUUCUGUAAGAAGCACAUCACCUUCACUGUACAAGGUGCUUAAUAUUAAAUGUUCCAAUCACCUCAA
Messenger RNA from Nannospalax galili (Upper Galilee mountains blind mole rat), 843 nucleotides. It is a transcript of the gene Card19, whose product is annotated as caspase recruitment domain family member 19. The record is from RefSeq and is a predicted model, not a curated record. The coding region runs from base 117 to 668 and encodes 183 amino acids. Gene Ontology annotation, cellular component: mitochondrion. Lineage: Eukaryota; Metazoa; Chordata; Mammalia; Rodentia; Spalacidae. The transcript has 6 exons.